CUACUGUCUACACUUUCCUGAAACUCCCUAAGCUCGACCUCCACCUAUCUACCUGUCCCGAGGUUCCCAGUCUACAACACCUUCGAUAUCCGUUCUCUCUCAUGUAUUCCUCUUCAUCGACUCUAAUGUUCACCUUUCUGUCUCAUUCCAUCCAUCAUUCGCGUCUUUUUCGGAUUACUGGCUAAAUCUUCCGUCCCCCGUUCAGCCGCUAGGCAUGCGCCAUAUUCGUCUCGUCCGGCGAUCAUGACCGUACCACUCUUACCUCGCUUCGCGCUGGCCGUCAUGCAGAUUCAUGGUAAGUCAUCCUCUUCGGAGAGGUCGAAAUGUACUCUCCGUCCAGAGGGCAUCCGCAGGUAUUUCGUGGCGCCUCAACGACUCGUCCGGCUUGUGACACGCACCAAUGGAGACCUCUUCCGCAUCAUGGCCGAGUCCAGCCUGAUGAGCUCUCACAGUCGAUUCAAUAUCAGCUAAGGUGAUAUACAUAUGCGUCCUGCCCGGAGGCAAAUCUAUGUUUCUCGGACAGUGAAGUUUUCCCGACUGCAUCUGAGUCUCUUUCAACCCAAUCCUUUCACAUACAGUCAGGUUGCAAGGCCACGACUUGCAGCAAGCCUGGCAAGCUUAUAAGCCUUCAAGGGUCUCAUUGUCAGAGAGCGCCUGCAGCAUACCGACCACGCUCCACAAGGAUCACCAUACGCGAGCGAGACCCCUGGGAAAUCGUGCCUUCAUACUGCUUGCAGCAGGGUCUGAAGUCCCAAUGACAUCUAGGGAAACUAUAUCAUCAGCAACCUAACCUCAAUCAGGAGAAAGCCACAACGAUUCUACCAGCCUGCUUUCUGCAAUCCUCCCAAUCACAGUCGCAACGUCUCGCCAUUGAGAACCCCUGUACCCCAUUACUCUGCUACACGGUGGACCGAUUUGAGCCUACCAGAGAUUGCAGCCGUUACCAAAGCAGCGUGGCCUUUUACCUAAUCAGAAACACUUCCGUUGACCAUCAAAACGGCCUCGGGUUUUACAUUCAUAUAUAGAGCUCGGUGUCAUGCCCACCAAGCCGAAGAGAACCAAGUCUCCGGACUCGCAGUUCUUGUUCGUGAAUGAGGAUGCCUGGACGGUCACAAGGACGACGAAGGAUGCAGAACUCGACAGGACAAAACAGAGCCAUGUCCAACGCCAAAAUUUCGCCCGUAAACGGCGGCUUUGGGGGCAGUCCAUAUCGGGUCAGCAGUCAAGCAGUCAAAGUUCUGUCUCUCCUAGUCCUGCAAUGGUCGAGCCCUCUAAUGAGGUAUCGUCGUCGACUCAGGGAGGACCAUCUUACGGCAGUGACUACUUUAACAUAUUCCAGAAUCUUGACCUUAGCGAUGCUCAAUUUCACUCCACCAGUCCAGCGUCUUUGCCGCAAGAUCCGCUCGACCCCCAAUUAUCCGCGAUGUUCUCAAACCCUUUUGCUUCAACAGCUUUAUCGGCCCCCGUCCUUACGAUGUCAGUCAGUGGCUUUGAGACCUCACCUUUCUACCGGCCUGGUCAGUUCUUCGACAUGACCCAUCCAAACUAUACUGUCACCCCACCUCAAAGAGGGUCGAUGAACAUGUCCUCCUCCUCCAGAUCAUCGAGCCGGAUAGCCAGCCCGGUCGCAAACAACCAGCGAAUCUUGGAACAGUGGGCGCCUCCGCUCAUCCAGCACUACAACACUGUCAUACUUCCCGAGAAGUUCUGGAAAGAUGUCCAAAAGGUGCCCCUUGGGCAGAUCAGGCAUGCGCCCUCGAUUCACGCAGACAUGCAAGCCUGCAUGUCAGAGCCUGCGCACAUGUAUGCCUUUCUAGCUUCUGCUGCGACACAAAUGCUUGUGCGAGAAGGCAACCUCCUAUUGCCAAACCUUUAUGACGAAGACCUCCAAAGAGUGCCAACCUUCUUCAAGACUAAAGCGAUACAGGCUGUGAGGGCGAAGAUUGCCAGCGGACAAAUUGACCACCGAAUUGCUGUUGACGUUCACAGACUUUACUGCACAGGAAUUCAUGCGAACAAUCCUGAAGUCGCCGAACCUCAUUUCCAGGCCUUGCUCUCCAUGAUUGAAAGCUUAGGUGGCCUGAGCACCUUUGAGGAUUAUCAACAAGAGAAAAUGAUCAUGCUCGAUUGCAUGGCGGCUCUGAAGACUCUCGAAGUUCCCCGACUUCUUUCGACAUGUGAUCCAGGCUCGUUGCCGGACGAAAUUCUUUUGAGCCUCGAAUCUCAAGGCCGAUACGACUUUGGACUAGGAGUCAGAUUCGAAGCGAUGUUUCAGGCUCUCAAUGCGGCGCGAUCAAUGACGGACGCCUUUUUGGACUUGAUUCAAGUCCUCAAAAUGUCGGCAUACCUGCAUGAUGCGGACCAGUAUAUCCCGGAACACCACAAGUGGUUCAGCUGGAGCUGCUUGACGAUAUUACACAGUCUGCUUUCUAUGCCGUUGCAUACCGAGAUGGAUGACCGGACGGAGUCCUUGAGAAUUGCCGCGGCGUUCUGGGUUGCUUUGGCGCGGUCGCCUCAAUUGGGCUGGAGGGCCGCCUCCAAGUCCGCUCACACACUCAGGCAGAGGCUCGAAAGUACUGGCAUUGGGUCACUUUGGGGACCGCAUGCAGAUUGUUUGUUGUGGGUCGUGGUGCUGGGAGGCAUUUGCGCAGACAACGGCGAUGAUCUGCGAUGGUACCUCGAUGUUUCCAGAGCUGCUGCAGGCGAGCUGGGUUUGAACACCCCCGCAGGAUUGGAGGAGCUCUUCUCGCAGCUGCUAUACGAUCCCUUUUCGCAAAGAGAUAUGCUCCUCCAGUUCGCAGAGAGGAUGUGGCUAUCCGUGGAGCCGUGAGGCGACAUGUGGACAGAACGGAGAACGCACUGGAAGCACAGGGCUACGUGUUGAAGAGCAGCAAUACAGCACCAGAGCCGAUCUGUCAACAAGUCCCUGCUUCUUUCGACACUCAAGAGGAUCUCUGCGAUUGGCGGCCGGACACAAUUGAAGCUCCCUGACUGGCACGGGGCGUUGUCAAAGUCAUGGGAAUAGCCAGACUGCUUGAGGACGAAAUAUGCAACAAGAAUGCUACUGCCCGGAGCCGCAACUCACAAAAUGGUCAAUCGCCACAGUGCCGCGCGAAACAGAACUUCACGGCCACUUCGUGUCGUACUCGACCGUUCUCGUAUACCAUAUUGGAGUCGGCCAAGGUCCAAACGGUGACCUAUGUUGAAGAUCAUCAACAGAAAGGGCCAUCCUUUACGAGUCUCAACUGAAGGACCUGGACCUGUUCGAUGACGUGAAAGACCAAUGUCCUGUGAAUAGCCGGGAUCCGCGCAAUCUACACCACAGCAUCAGUGAGACUACUAUCGCCCAGGAUAGGCUACGGCAGGCAGUUGCAUCCAUGGAAUGGGUAAGUCAGAUGACCAGGCUGGUUUCUCUGUCGGAAGGUUUGUGCCGAAAUCAGCGCAAGGUGCAAGUACCACGCACAUGCUCUUUUCAAGAAGCUCCUUUCAAGAGACAAGAGGCUCAUCGACACCUCCUUCUGGUCAGGGUCGUUGCAAAUAGAUUACGUUCAGUCAAUGACCCUAAAGAUAGAGAUGACGGAUAGAUAAC
This is a messenger RNA of Exophiala xenobiotica, 3589 nucleotides long. RefSeq lists its product as uncharacterized. The coding region runs from base 1037 to 2830 and encodes 597 amino acids. The record is from RefSeq and is a predicted model, not a curated record. The transcript is spliced from 2 exons. NCBI's taxonomy places the organism in Eukaryota, Fungi, Ascomycota, Eurotiomycetes, Chaetothyriales, Herpotrichiellaceae.